Pan troglodytes (chimpanzee) is the source of this 7012-nucleotide messenger RNA. It is a transcript of the gene RIPK1, whose product is annotated as receptor interacting serine/threonine kinase 1. Gene Ontology annotation, molecular function: ATP binding; JUN kinase kinase kinase activity; protein binding. The record is from RefSeq and is a predicted model, not a curated record. The coding region runs from base 2639 to 5164 and encodes 841 amino acids. The transcript has 11 exons. NCBI's taxonomy places the organism in Eukaryota, Metazoa, Chordata, Mammalia, Primates, Hominidae. Gene Ontology annotation, biological process: protein phosphorylation; signal transduction.
GGUCUCCCAGGCUCACCUGGAGGAGUCAGGGUCUCAUUUCCAAGUGCACUGGGAACUGCAGCCUGGGGGUGGGGGUUCAUUUGGUUUCAGGCCUGUGGCCAAGAGACCUACCCCCUCAUAUUCACACUUUGGCCUCCACGGGCUUCAGAGAUAGUACCAGCUCUUUGUUCUCGCUGGUUUUCCUUCCUCACCUUGGGCUGUUUCUUGCCUUUUCCAUUCUGGUGUUCUGCAAGGACCAGUUCCUUCAUCUCAUGCACAGUCUACACUCAUGGCUUUUGCUGGGAGUAAUGAGUAAAGCUCCCAAAUAGAUGUUUCUGAGUUAAAACACUGAACACAAAAUGAAGCAAAAACAACGCAUUUCCAACCUCCCAAGGUCACAUGAUGUCCAGAGGACAGUGAUGGGCAAUAACUUUUUGUCUUCCCCAUUAGAAUGCAAGCUCCACGAAUGGAACAUAGAGUUUUUUAUUUUUUAUUGUUUUUUGAGACGGAGUCUUGCUCUGUCACCCAGGCUGGAGCAAUCUUGGCUCACUGCAACCUCCGCCUUCUGGGUACAAGCAAUUCUCCCGCCUCAGCCUCCUGAGUAGCUGGGUCUACAGGCGUGCACCACCACGCCCAGCUAAUUUUUGUAUUUUUAUUAGAGACGAGGUUUCAUCAUGUUUGCCAGGCUGGUCCGGAACCCCUGAGCUCAGGCAAUCCGCCCGACUUGGCCUCCCAAAGUGCUAGGAUUACAGGUGUGAGCCACUACACACGGCCAGAACAUAGAGAUUUUUUAUGUUUAAUUCACAACCGAGUCUUCAGUGCCUAGAACAGGUGCUCAGUAAAUAUUUAUUGAAGGAAUGAAUUCCUUUUUGUAUUUCUUGUAUCUAUCACCAGAUACUCUUGUAUCUAGUACCUGCUUGGCAUACAGUAGAUAGAAAGCUUUGCUGAGUGAAUAGCUCUGCCUUUCGUCUUUUUUGAUAUGUGUACAUCUUUUAAAAAAUAAUGAAUAGACUUUGUUUUAGAGCUGUUUUGGUUUACAGCAAAACUAAGCAGAAAGAAAAUAUCCCCUUCCACAAACAUCCUGGACUGUACAGCCUCCCCUACCAUCAACAUCCUGCAUUACUGUGGAAUAUUUGUUACACCUGAUAACCAACAUAGAUUCAUGGUUACAAAAAUGAACCAAUAUGGAUAAAACAUAUACAUUAUCAGCCAAAGUCCAGUUUGUUAGGUUUUGCUCUUUGUGUAUAUUCAAGAUACAUUUGACAAAUGUAUAGAGAUGUACCCAACACUGUAAUAUCAGACUCCACUGCCCUAAAAAUCCCUUGUGCCCCACCUAUCCAUCCCUCCUUCCUUGCAAAUCCCUGGCAGCCACUGAUCUUUUUUACUAUCUCCGUAGUUUUUCCUUUUCCAGAAUGUCACAUAGUUGGAAUCAUGCAUUAUGUAGUCUUCUCAGAUUGGCUUCUUUCACUUAGAUUUAUACAUUUAGGAUUGCUCAAGGAUUUUUUGUGUGUGUGUGUGUGUGGCUUCAGAGCUCAUUUCCUUUUAGCACUUAAUAUUCCAUUGUAUAGAUGUACCACAGCUUAUCUGUCCACCCAUUAAAUGAUAUCUUGGAUGCCCUCAAGUUUUGGCAAUUAUGAAUAAAGCUGCUAUAGACAUUCUUGUACAGGUGUUCGUAUGGGCACAAGCUUUCAACUCGUUUGGGUAAAUACCAAGCUGUGGAGUUGCUUCAUCUUAUGGUAAGAAGAGCUUGGUUAAGAAAUUGCCAAAAUGUCUUCCAGACUCUAACAUUAGGCAUUCCCACUAGGAAUGUAUGGGAGUUCCUUGUGCUCCAGAUCUUCAUCAACAUUUGUUGUUGUCAGUGUUCUGAAUUUUAGCCAUUCUAAUAAAUGUGUAAUAGUAUUUCAGUUUUUUUAAAUUGCAAUUCUUUAAUGACAUGAUAUUGAGCAUCUUUUCAUAUGCAUAUACAUCCAUGGUGAGGUGACUGUUCAGAGCUUUUGCCCACUUUUAAUCAAGUUGCACAUUUUCAUAUUGUUGCAUUUUAAGAGGGUUUUUUUUGGUAUAUUUUGGGUCACAGUGCUUUAUCAGAUAUGUCUUUUGCAAAUAUUUUCUCCCAGUCUGUGGCUCGUGUUGUGAACGUGGCUCGUUCUCUUGACAUACAUAUCUUUUCACAGUAUGUAAUCCUGUUGUGCUUUUUUUUUUUCCUUUUGAGACGGAAUCUUGCUCUUGUCACCCAGGCUGAAGUGCAGUGGUGCAAUCUCGGAUCACUACAAUCUCCACCUCCCAGGUUCAAGGGAUUCUCCUGCCUCAGCCUCCCGAGUAGCUGGGAUUGCUGGUGCCCGCCACCACGCCCAAUUGAUUUUUGUAUUUUUUAGUAGAGAUGGGGUUUCACCAUGUUGGCCAGGUUGGUCUCGAACUGCUGACCUCAAGUGAUCCGCCCGCCUUGGCUUCCCAAAGUGCUGGGAUUACAGGCGUGAACAACCGCGCCCGGCCUGAUGUGCAUAUAAUUUUAUUAUUUGAUUUUUAAUAUAACAUGAAUAGCAUGCAGUUCCAACUUUGCUCGAGACUUCACAAUUACCAUUUUAAAGGGCUGCAAAAUAAUCACAUUUCCUCCUCGACAGCCCCACUUUACAGAUGAAGGUAGAGGAAUGCUAACUUGCCUAUGCUAACCCGCAGAGCUCUGAAUCCUCCGGAUAGCGCCCCCGCUGUAAUCCACCCAGUGCUUCCCUCCAGACCCUUCUCCCUCUCGUGCGCGCGGAGGUUUCGGUUUCCUCUUUUACGUAGGCCGCCCCACUCGCUUGAAAACAAAGUCCGCGAUCCUCUAGCCCGCAAGAGAGCUCCGGGACUCAGACCCUGGGCGCGAGGUCCCACGAGCGGCGGGGCGGCGCUCUCGCGGUCCUCCUCCCCGGCAAGGGCCGGGGCAGGGGGAGGAGGCAGCGCGAACAGUCCACGCCCUCCAGCCGGGCGCGCUCGACGCGGACGGCGGGCCAGCUGCCGGAGCGCGGCGACUCCAGAGGACCCACAGCUGGGGCGCCAGAGCGCGGCCAUCCGGGCGGGGACGACGGAGCGCGGCAGGACUUGGCUGGACGGCGCGGCCACGGAGAAGGGCGCGGGUACAGCUCUGCCGGGGGGGAAAAAAGUGCUACCAUUUUGGGCGUUCUUGAGCUUCAGAAUGCAACCAGACAUGUCCUUGAAUGUCAUUAAGAUGAAAUCCAGUGACUUCCUGGAGAGUGCAGAACUGGACAGCGGAGGCUUCGGGAAGGUGUCUCUGUGUUUCCACAGAACCCAGGGACUCAUGAUCAUGAAAACAGUGUACAAGGGGCCCAACUGCAUUGAGCACAACGAGGCCCUCUUGGAGGAGGCGAAGAUGAUGAACAGACUGAGACACAGCCGGGUGGUGAAGCUCCUGGGCGUCAUCAUAGAGGAAGGGAAGUACUCCCUGGUGAUGGAGUACAUGGAGAAGGGCAACCUGAUGCACGUGCUGAAAGCCGAGAUGAGUACUCCGCUUUCUGUAAAAGGAAGGAUAAUUUUGGAAAUCAUUGAAGGAAUGUGCUACUUACAUGGAAAAGGCGUGAUACACAAGGACCUGAAGCCUGAAAAUAUCCUUGUUGAUAAUGACUUCCACAUUAAGAUCGCAGACCUCGGCCUUGCCUCCUUUAAGAUGUGGAGCAAACUGAAUAAUGAAGAGCACAAUGAGCUGAGGGAAGUGGACGGCACCGCUAGGAAGAAUGGCGGCACCCUCUACUACAUGGCGCCCGAGCACCUGAAUGACGUCAACGCAAAGCCCACAGAGAAGUCGGAUGUGUACAGCUUUGCUGUAGUACUCUGGGCGAUAUUUGCAAAUAAGGAGCCAUAUGAAAAUGCUAUCUGUGAGCAGCAGUUGAUAAUGUGCAUAAAAUCUGGGAACAGGCCAGAUGUGGAUGACAUCACUGAGUACUGCCCAAGAGAAAUUAUCAGUCUCAUGAAGCUCUGCUGGGAAGCGAAUCCGGAAGCUCGGCCGACAUUUCCUGGCAUUGAAGAAAAAUUUAGGCCUUUUUAUUUAAAUCAAUUAGAAGAAAGUGUAGAAGAGGACGUGAAGAGUUUAAAGAAAGAGUAUUCAAACGAAAAUGCAGUUGUGAAGAGAAUGCAGUCUCUUCAACUUGAUUGUGUGGCAGUACCUUCAAGCCGGUCAAAUUCAGCCACAGAGCAGCCUGGUUCACUGCACAGUUCCCAGGGACUUGGGAUGGGUCCUGUGGAGGAGUCCUGGUUUGCCCCCUCCCUGGAGCACCCACAAGAAGAGAAUGAGCCCAGCCUGCAGAGUAAACUCCAAGACGAAGCCAACUACCAUCUUUAUGGCAGCCGCAUGGACAGGCAGACGAAACAGCAGCCCAGACAGAAUGUGGCUUACAACAGAGAGGAGGAAAGGAGACGCAGGGUCUCCCAUGACCCUUUUGCACAGCAAAGACCUUACGAGAAUUUUCAGAAUAUGGAGGGAAAAGGCACUGCUUAUUCCAGUGCAGCCAGUCAUGGUAAUGCAGUGCACCAGCCCUCAGGGCUCACCAGCCAACCUCAAGUACUGUAUCAGAACAAUGGAUUAUAUAGCUCACAUGGCUUUGGAACAAGACCACUGGAUCCAGGAACAGCAGGUCCCAGAGUUUGGUACAGGCCAAUUCCAAGUCAUAUGCCUAGUCUGCAUAAUAUCCCAGUGCCUGAGACCAACUAUCUAGGAAAUACACCCACCAUGCCAUUCAGCUCCUUGCCACCAACAGAUGAAUCUAUAAAAUAUACCAUAUACAAUAGUACUGGCAUUCAGAUUGGAGCCUACAAUUAUAUGGAGAUUGGUGGGACGAGUUCAUCACUACUAGACAGCACAAAUACGAACUUCAAAGAAGAGCCAUCUGCUAAGUACCAAGCUAUCUUUGAUAAUACCACUAGUCUGACGGAUAAACAUCUGGACCCAAUCAGGGAAAAUCUGGGAAAGCACUGGAAAAACUGUGCCCGUAAACUGGGCUUCACACAAUCUCAGAUUGAUGAAAUUGACCAUGACUAUGAGCGAGAUGGACUAAAAGAAAAGGUUUACCAGAUGCUCCAAAAGUGGGUGAUGAGGGAAGGCAUUAAAGGAGCCACAGUGGGGAAGCUGGCCCAGGCGCUCCACCAGUGUUCCAGGAUCGACCUUCUGAGCAGCUUGAUUUACGUCAGCCAGAACUAACCCUGGAUGGGCUACGGCAGCUGAAGUGGACGCCUCACUUAGUGAAUAACCCCAGAAAGUUGGCUGCCUCAGAGCAUUCAGAAUUCUGUCCUCACUGAUAGGGGUUCUGUGUCUGCAGAAAUAUUGUUUCCUGUACUUCAUAGCUGGAGAAUGGGGAAAGAAAUCUGCAGCAAAGGGGUCUCACUCUGUUGCCAGGCUGGUCUCAAACUUCUGGACUCAAGUGAUCCUCCCGCCUCGGCCUUCCAAAGUGCUGGGAUAUCAGGCACUGAGCCACUGCGCCCAGCCAACAAUCCGCUCUGAGGAAAGCGUAAGCAGGAAGACCUCUUAAUGGCGUAGCACCAAUAAAAAAGUGACUCCUAGUUGUGUUUGGAAAGGGAGAGAAGAGAUGUCUGAGGAAGGUCAUGUUCUUUCAGCUUAUGGCAUUUCCUAGAGUUUUGUUGAAGCAAGAAGAAAAACUCAGAGAACAUAAAAUCACCUUUUAAAAUUGUGUGCUCUCUUCUUCACGUAGGCUCCUGUUAAAAACAAAGUGCAGUCAAAUUCUAAGCCCUGUUCAGAGACUUCGUGGAUCACAGCUGCAGCUCACUGCCACAUCACAGGGUCCGUUAAUGUUAAUAUUCAAUACUCUAUCAGUCACUGUAGGCUCUAAGAACCACGUGCAGUCUUCAGCCCAUUAAAUUAUCGAUUAUUUUUUAAUUAAUUGAAUUUAUAUUGAGUUUUCAAAUUAACUGAAUGGAUUUAAAGGGGUACCAAGGAGGGGGGAAACAUCAGAAUUUCCCAGGCAGUUGUUGCAAGGAAUUGCUACUAACUGUGACUACAACAGAAAUUCUUGAUUGACUUUUAAAGUUAUUUCCUGGCAUUCUGGUACCUUCACCCAGCCUGGGUGCCCUGGAGAGGGAACAGGAAAUGCUGAUCUCUACCCCUGGGUGAGACCAGAACCUCAGGGCUGAUACUGUUGAGUGGCUUCCUCGGUUUACUCUGUGUACUGUGAAAGUAUUUUCAUAUUUUUUCUGUGGUGAAAAAGGACAGCUUCUGAGUAUGGUAAUUGUGCCUCUAGCACCUAACCUUUCAAAGCCCACCUGAAACCUGGGGGUGGAUGAAAGAACUAGAAUAGAAGACUGAAGCUGGGUAGGCCGCUCAGUGUCUCCACUGGCAUUUUGCUAAACCGACAAGGAAGGCUGUGUGCUUAGCUCUCCCCAGAGGGAGGGCGAGAAGGGUGUGGUGAUGGUCAAUCUGGCUGUCGGAACAGAUUCUGGUGUCUUGGGCUGAUAACAGUGUUGUUGAUUCUGAUUGUGAAUCCCCUCAACUCUAGCAGACACAUACACACCCCUGAAAUGGGGCUGCAGAGCAGACUGUCUCAGCCUUGCCACUGUUGGCAUCUCGGGCUGGGUAAUUCUCUGUUGUGGGGACUGUCCUGUGCCUUGUAGGAUGUUUAGCAGCAUCCCUGCCCCCACCUACUAGAUGCCAGGGGCACUGUUCUCCCCCCCCCCCCGCCCCCAGUUGUGACAAUAGUCUCUAAACAUUGUCAAAUGGUCCAAGGAAAGGGGAAAAUUGCCCCGGUUGAGAAGAGCACUGCUGUAAAGUAAUGAGCCUCGGCUCUCCUGUCUGCACCUGUACGGUUACUACUUGGCCACCACGCAGCCUUGGCUCCUACAGCCCAAAAGAGAGAAUGGAGGGAGGCUCCAGGCUUUGCUGGAGGGGCCUGGGUAAGUUCUGUUUGCUCCUUGUACCACCAUCCAAAUGGUGUUCUCAAAUCUCUUAGAUUCCAAAGAGGUUGAAUAAUUAAUGUUCAAAGGCAAGAGGGCAAGGCAUUUUUUAACACACUUUUUAAAAUAAAAUUUUAUACCACAA